AUGGACUCAUCCUCGUUAGCCAUCACGCGGAUAUUUCAACGGCUUUUCGCAAGGCCGUCUCGCCGAUGUCUUCGCCUGACCAGUGCCGCCCGAUACCCUCCUGUUCGACGGUUCGAUCAGCGCAGGACGUAUGCUCUCCAACGGAAGCAGGAUGAUAAAGAUGGCGGCAGCCCGUGGCAGCAAAGAAUCGAUGCGUUUCCCAAGGACAUGACACGGCAACUCCAAGAAUAUCCCCGGCUCACGGCACGCGACCUUCAGCAUCGGACACAACGCCCGCGAAGGGUGAAAAUGCUAACCAGGGACUUCAUCGAAGAUAGUCUCUACAACCCGAAUUACGGCUAUUUCUCCAAACAUGCGACCAUCUUCAACGCCGGCAAGCCGUUCGACUUCCCCGCCAUCAAAGACGGCGCCGAGUUCAAUCGCAUGGUGGACUUGAGCUACGUCGAGUUCGAGGAUGCCCUGGACGAGAUCGAGCCCGACGAGGCCAGGCAGCUUUGGCACACCCCCACCGAACUGUUCCGACCUUACUAUGGCGAAGCGAUUGCGCGGUAUUUGGUCACCAAUUACAAGAUGACGCUGUUUCCAUACCACGAUCUGAUCAUCUACGAGAUGGGGGCGGGCAAUGGCACAUUGAUGCGGAAUAUUCUGGACUACAUCUACGAGUGGGAGCCCGAGGUGUACGCCCGGACCCAAUUCAAGAUCAUCGAGAUUUCCUCCGCGCUGGCCGACCUGCAAGUAACUAGCCUCAGCAGGUCCCCUUAUGCCGCGGAGCAUCGCAGUCACGUCCAGAUCAUCAACCGCUCGGUAUUCGACUGGCAAGAAUACGUCCAUUCGCCGUGCUUCUUCCUUGCCCUGGAAGUCAUCGACAAUUUCCCCCACGAUUGCCUGCGGUACGAUCCAGAAACGGAAGAGCCGCUGCAGGGCAGUGUUCUGAUAGAUGAGGACGGCGAGUUUUUUGAGUUCUACGACCGCAAUCUCGAUCCCGUCGCUGAACGCUACCUCCGCCUGCGGGAGGUUGCUGCCCGAUCGCCCUUCAUCACCCCGGUGUCGCAGCCGAAAUUCCUUCGACGCCUCCGACACUCUCUGCCGUUCGCCCCGAACCUGACCCAGCCGGAAUACAUCCCGACCCGGCUUUUGGAGUUCUUCCACGUCCUCCACAAGUACUUUCCGGCCCACCGCUUGGUCCUGUCUGAUUUCAACUAUCUUCCGGACGCCGUGCCAGGCAUCAACGCCCCCGUCGUGCAGACCCGCUACCAGCGCCGCAAUGUCCAGGUCACCACCCCGUUGGUGCACCAGGGUUACUUUGACAUCUUCUUCCCCACCGACUUCGCCAUGAUGGAGGACAUCUACCGUGCCGUCACGGGGAAGCUGACCAGAGUAUCGUCGCACCGAGACUUCCUCGAGAGCUGGGCCUUUGUGGAGGAGACGCAGGUGCGCAAUGGCGAAAAUCCUAUGUUGAGUUGGUAUUCAAAUGCUAGCGUCAUGACCACGGUCUGA
This is a messenger RNA of Capronia epimyces CBS 606.96, 1497 nucleotides long. RefSeq lists its product as uncharacterized. Gene Ontology annotation, cellular component: mitochondrion. Lineage: Eukaryota; Fungi; Ascomycota; Eurotiomycetes; Chaetothyriales; Herpotrichiellaceae. The transcript has 2 exons. The coding region runs from base 1 to 1497 and encodes 498 amino acids. The record is from RefSeq and is a predicted model, not a curated record. Gene Ontology annotation, molecular function: protein-arginine omega-N symmetric methyltransferase activity.